AUGGAAGAGAAACCGGUAGAGACUGUUGAAGUUGAGAUCCUGACUCAACUUGAGCAACCAUUAGAAACUAAGAAACCUACUGUAGGUAUAAAUGCUAGCACAAGGGCACCGGAGAUUGAGAUACAGACAGUUAAAAUUACUGAGAAACCUACUGAGGCAGAUGUACACACUAAAUCAGAGAAACCGACAAUCACUGAGACAUCAAAACAGUCUGAGAAAACUUUACAAGUUGAGAUGCAAACCCAAACUGACCCACUGACAGAAAAUGCAAGCUCUAACUAUAAAUAUAAUGCUCUACGUGAUGGGAAAAUGCAGGUUGCUUACAAUUUACUUGAAAACAGGGAAGAAGAAAUGCAAAAGAGUGUUAAAGUGACUGUGUUGAGGGGUAGCAAUUUAGUUGUCAAGGACAUUAGAAGUAGUGAUCCAUAUGUUGUACUUAAAUUUGGUAAUAAGGUUAUUUGCACUAAAGUAGUGAAGAAGAAUCUAAAUCCAACUUGGAAUGAGGAGUUCAAAUUUCCCAUAACAAGUUUUAGUCAUUAUUUACUCAAACUGGAAGUGUGGGAUAAGGAUAAAGUUUUUGGCAUCGACUGGCUUGAUCCAGAUGACUUUAUGGGAGCAGCUGAAAUAGAUUUGAAGCAUGUUAUUAAUAGAGAAAAAUGUUCCUCACAACAUAAAUUGGCGAUGUCUCCAUCAAAAGAAAAUUGCCUACAUCAAGAGAGUUAUGUUAUCCAAACUGCAGAUGGUAAGAGAGUUCAAGAAGUGUGUUUGAAUCUUCGUAAUGUUACUUCUGGCCUUGUGUACCUACGACUAGAAUGGUCAUCUUAA
Cryptomeria japonica (Japanese cedar) is the source of this 825-nucleotide messenger RNA. RefSeq names its product protein C2-DOMAIN ABA-RELATED 3-like. Lineage: Eukaryota; Viridiplantae; Streptophyta; Pinopsida; Cupressales; Cupressaceae. The transcript has 4 exons. Bases 1 to 825 code for a protein of 274 amino acids. The record is from RefSeq and is a predicted model, not a curated record.